UGGGUUUGGAGCUUGGGAGGGAGAUCUGGGUUUGAGAGCGAGAGAGGGAUUUGGGAACCAGCAGCCGUGGCCGUGAGAUUGGAUGGGAGGUUAGGGGUCAGAUCCUGACGCGCAGAGGAGUCGCAACCCCAAGAGAGAAGAUUCAGGGUCGGGCUGCUGCUUUCAGAAGGGUUAAGUCAUAAGCCCCCUCCCUCCCCACAACCCUCCCCCCAGGAGCCAGCGGUGACAGCUGAGGCCAUGUGAGGCGAUCCUGAAUGAGGCUUUAUCUCUGGGUCUUCAUCCAGUCGCGUCAUCCACCGUGGCACCAGCUCCCUCGGCCAGCCGGGAUGGGACAGGCAACCCGGACAGCCAGAGCCAGAGAGAUGACGGUGACCGUCCCCUGGACCGUGCAAGGAACAGGACUCUGGGCCUCUAGCUGCCACACGGGUGGUGGGGGCCCCAGGCCAUGAUCUGUACCUCUGCCCCCUGACGCUGCCCUCCGCCCUUCCUCGUGCUAGAUCCGCCAUGUCUGAAGGAGAGGCUCGGGCCCCGCCGGGCCGGGGGCUGCCCCCGGAUGUGCUGGCGGAGCAGGUGGAGCUGUGGUGGUCCCAGCAGCCGCGGCGCUCGGCGCUCUGCUUCGCCGUGGCCGUGGGCCUCGUGGCGGGCUGUGGGGCGGGCGGGGUGGUCCUGCUGUCCUCCACCAGCAGCCGCUCGGGCGAGUGGCGCCUGGCCGUGGGCACGGCGCUCUGCCUGCUGGCCCUGCUGGUCCUGGUUAAGCAGCUGAUGAGCUCGGCCGUGCAGGACAUGAACUGCAUCCGCCAGCCCCACCACGUGGCCCUGCUGCGCAGCGGCGGCGGGGCCGACGCGCUGGUGGUGCUGCUCAGCGGCCUGGUGCUGCUGGUCACCGGCUUGACGCUGGCAGGGCGGGCCGCCGCCCCCGCCCCUGCCCGGCCGCUGGCCGCCAUGCUGUGCGUGGGCAUCACCCUGGCUGCCUCGGGUGCCCUCUUGCUGCUGGGCCUGCUGCUGUAUCAGGUGGCCGUGAGCGGACACUGUCCCCAGACCCGUGCGGCCGCCCCCGCCACCCGCAGCGGCCGCAGCGGCGACAGCAGCGUCUUCAGCAUCUCGGGACAGUUGUCCGCUGGCCGGCGGCACGAGACUACGUCGAGCAUCGCCAGCCUCAUCUGAGCGAGCCCGAGCCCUCCUUCCCGCCACCCGCCUCAGCCUCCACAGAAGCGUGCCCUGGCGCGACGGAGUGUGCGUGCACGCGCACGCCAAGGGGACCGUGACUGCCCGUCUGUGCCCAGGACUGCCCAGCCCUCUGAGGGACUGUGUGACGUGUGGCGAGGAGCCGACGUGCACCCACACACCCACGUCACAAGGAGAGACCUGCUUCUCCUUGGAGCGCACGGAACCGUCCGUCUGCCUGUCUGUGUCCGGCGCCUCUAGGCAGAGAAGGGUCUGGGAUCCCUGAAGAUCCUUGGCCCCGAUUCCUAACGCCCCUCAAAGGCAACUCUGCCCUGCAACACCUGGCAGGGCUUUCCCCAGGAGAGGCCCAGGGACUGCACCAGUGAUCCCCCUUUAUCAAGGAGACUGAGUGGGAGCAGAGUGGACAGAACACAUUCUCCGGAAUGACAGGCCGAGGGUGCAGUCCCACCUCUGCCACUCACCAGCUGGGGGCCUUGGGCAAGUGGCUUAACCUCUCUGAGCCCCAGUUCUUGAGCGUCUUGGUCAUCGAUUAUUAGGAUCAAAUAACUUCGUGUAUAGAAGGACCGGGCACAUAGCAGAUGUGCAAUAAAAGUGGUGGCUGCUGU
Messenger RNA from Hippopotamus amphibius kiboko, 1790 nucleotides. It is a transcript of the gene TMEM125, whose product is annotated as transmembrane protein 125. The transcript has 2 exons. The record is from RefSeq and is a predicted model, not a curated record. NCBI's taxonomy places the organism in Eukaryota, Metazoa, Chordata, Mammalia, Artiodactyla, Hippopotamidae. The coding region runs from base 505 to 1164 and encodes 219 amino acids.